AACUAAAAAAGAAUACUAAUAAUAAAUAGUGAAAAAGACAUCUGACGAUUCCGUGAUUCACCACCAUCACUUCCAUUUGUACCAUUUCUCCCAAAUCAUUCCACCGAUCCCCAAAAUGCUGCCAUACACCACCGUACACGCCGCCGAAACCGCCAUCGGCCGCCCACUCACCGCCGCAGAAACCCUCUGGUUCAACUACUCCGCCACCAAAUCCGACUACUUCCUCUACUGCCACAACAUUCUCUUCCUCUUCCUCGUCUUCACUCUCGUUCCCCUCUUCUACGUCUUCAUCGAAUUCUUCUUCCCUAAAUAUGUUACUGCUUACAAGAUUCAACCCAAAGUCAAAUACUCCUUUGUUGAUAAUAUUAAUUGCUACUUUGAUGUAAUGCGGACCUUUGUUCUUGUUGUUGGACCUCUGCAGCUUGUUUCCUAUCCUUCCAUUCAAAUGAUUGGCAUUAGAACAAGCUUGCCCUUACCGUCUCUAACGGAGAUCGUUUCGCAAUUGUUCGUUUAUUUUCUCGUGGAGGACUUCACAAAUUACUGGAUUCAUCGAUUUCUGCACGGAAAAUGGGGGUAUGAAAAUAUUCACAAGGUUCACCAUGAAUACACAACACCUAUAGGAUAUGCAGCACCAUACGCUCACUGGGCCGAGGUUUUAAUUCUUGGGAUACCGUCUUUUCUGGGGCCCGCCAUGGUUCCGGGCCAUAUGAUUACAUUCUGGCUGUGGAUUGCUUUGAGGCAGAUUGAGGCUAUUGAGACUCACAGUGGGUAUGAUCUCCCCUGGACAUUAACAAAGUUUAUUCCUUUCUAUGGUGGAGCUGAUUACCAUGAUUAUCAUCAUUAUGUUGGAGGACAAAGCCAGAGUAAUUUUGCAUCUGUCUUCACUUAUUGUGACUACAUAUAUGGAACAGACAAGGGUUACCGUUACCAGAAGAAAGUCCUGCGACAGCUGAGAGAUGGCUUGAAAAGUGAUGGAAAACCUAAUGAUGGAUCACAUGCUUCUGGACAAGGUAUUAAAUCUGACUAGCCAUGAAUACAAAAUGCCCCUUGUUUAUUGUGCUAUUUUACAAUCACUUGUGCACCUUAAUCCUUUGUUUUUUGUAGCCCUUGUAAGUUGUAACCAAACUAUGUUUAUAUAUCCCAGAUUCGCGGUUAUGAUGUUUUUUUAAUCUUUAUUAAUUACAUGACCUGCCUAUAGUGAUGUUUA
Messenger RNA from Helianthus annuus (common sunflower), 1207 nucleotides. RefSeq names its product methylsterol monooxygenase 1-1. NCBI's taxonomy places the organism in Eukaryota, Viridiplantae, Streptophyta, Magnoliopsida, Asterales, Asteraceae. The transcript is spliced from 5 exons. Gene Ontology annotation, molecular function: C-4 methylsterol oxidase activity; iron ion binding. The record is from RefSeq and is a predicted model, not a curated record. Bases 116 to 1027 code for a protein of 303 amino acids. Gene Ontology annotation, biological process: sterol biosynthetic process.